AUGGCGGUCAAGCUCACGCUCCCAGCGCAAGCACUGCUCUCCCAGGUGGCCAAGCUGGGCUCCCUCCUCGCCCUCCUCCUUCUCGCGCUGCUGCUGCCCGCCUUCCUCAGGGUCGCCUACGGCUACCUCCUCUUCAACGACAUCGUUCUCGCGCUCGGCAUCCAGGCCUUCGUCGGCAGCACAGCUUCCAUCGCCGACGAGUCCUCGAGUACCGAUCACGCUGUCGCGCCUGUAGGCGUGGCCGCCUCGCCGUUCCAGAGGGCUGGAUCAGUCCGUCCCGACGACCGGACGACGGUUGCGGAUGAUGAUCGUGUGGUGGUUCCUGCUUAUGUAGCGAGUAAUAUAAUCGAGCUGAAGACAAAGACCAAGGAGGUGGUGCUGAAGGUGCUGAAGAAGUGCCCGUCGACGGCGAGCAUCUUCUUCCUCAGCGCGCUGAACGGCAGCCAGGCCGGCGGAGAGGAAAAGGGACGGCAAGAGGAGCAGGAUGAUUUUCAGGUCGACCUGUUGGACGGCGACGUGACGAUGAGUCGGCAGGAGCUUUUCGCCAACACGGAGAGGUUCAUCGGCAAUUUCCGCAAGGAGCUCAGGAUGCAGAGACAGUAG
Triticum turgidum subsp. durum (durum wheat) is the source of this 603-nucleotide messenger RNA. The record is from the annotation of a GenBank genome assembly. Lineage: Eukaryota; Viridiplantae; Streptophyta; Magnoliopsida; Poales; Poaceae.